Pleurotus ostreatus (oyster mushroom) is the source of this 1431-nucleotide messenger RNA. RefSeq lists its product as uncharacterized. The record is from RefSeq and is a predicted model, not a curated record. Bases 1 to 1431 code for a protein of 476 amino acids. Lineage: Eukaryota; Fungi; Basidiomycota; Agaricomycetes; Agaricales; Pleurotaceae. The transcript has a single exon.
AUGGGACCAGCUCGACAAAAACCACUACCACCGCCAGAGAUCGUGUUCCUCAUAAUUCAAGAUACAACUUCGAAUGACUUGCACUCGCUGGCCAUGACCUGUCGGCAUUUCCAUCAGAUAUGCCUACCCAUAUAUCUUCUACACCACGACAUAGACAUAUCCAGCGAUUCACUUUGGCUGCAACCGUCAUCCUUUGGUGCCCCCCUUCACUCCAUGAGUCUUUCGUGGUUAUUUCUUGGAGCCAAGUUCAAGAUGGUGACCUGCUACUUUCCAGAGUGGAAUGUACUCCAUCCCUCUCCUUUGGAAGACAUGCGUAUUUUCAAGCAGUUUCUCCUGAAGCUGCGAAGCGUCUCCAGGCUUUUGUUGUGUUUUCGCCUCAUUUCUACAUCGGAACUCAGUUCCUCCAGCAUGAUUGAUUAUUUCAAGUGGCAAACUGCCCUCAGUGAUUUGCUUGACGUUGCUGGGACACGAUCGCCAUCUCUCUAUAUACGGUGGGACGGCCAACGCAAUGGGCAUACUGGAUAUAAUUUUGUAGCCUCCAAUCUGUUACUUCGCCUCUAUCUGCGAUCAUCAAGGAGGCUCAUCACAGUCGAUUCAUUAGAUGUGUCGGCCCCACCACCCUUUUCCCAGUUCUCAUUAUCCAACCUAUUCACAGCGCCUUCCAUUACCUCACUGGUCCUCAGUAACUACAGCGCGUGGACGAGUGGCGCUUUGCAGGGCAUCCAUCUACCCAAUUUACGGCAUUUUGAUGUUCAAGGGUACAAAUCCCAUCCAAUUCUACCGCUACACGCCUUUCUUCUGCGGCAUCCUCCAUUACUCUCACUUACGAUCGAUCUCUGCCUCCGCCCGUCACUCAAGGAUGAAGCUCCCUUUACAGAGGACAUGCUUCCAUGCCUUACCACGCUGUCCGGCGACGCUGCCUCCGUACUAUGGAUGCUCGACAGUGAUCAAGCCCUCCCAGAUCUCACCUCGAUAACAUUAUCGUCGCCCUUCAUCGAGGAUAGAUAUGAUCGAGAUAUCCGCUAUCACCAGGCUGUCUGGGUUAAAUUAGCCUCGCGCAAAAGACCAACGUUGUCAUCCCUCACCAUUCGCGAUGCGCAAAUAAUCACGCGACUUCUGGGAGUGGAGAAGUCGGGAUGGGUUUUGGACGCACCGCUUCCUUCAAUCGAGUCAUUGACUCUUGAGAGUGGUCGCCUGGACUGGCCAACACACUCCGACGGGGAUUCUUCCCCUCCUGACGCCCUCCGAGCGGCGGCUAUGCGUUCUCUCCCAGGGUGGUUGGCGAAGUUGUUCCCCAACCUGAAGAAUCUGAAUAUAGAGCACCUAAAGCUUCCGACCACCGGGGCUUUGAGAGACGUACUCCUCGUGAAUAUGAGGAAUAUGUGCCCCGGGGUGACUUUAUUUGACACCGCCAGGCAACAGCGACUUUAA